This is a messenger RNA of Dermacentor silvarum, 693 nucleotides long. RefSeq names its product putative nuclease HARBI1. The coding region runs from base 1 to 693 and encodes 230 amino acids. The transcript has 2 exons. NCBI's taxonomy places the organism in Eukaryota, Metazoa, Arthropoda, Arachnida, Ixodida, Ixodidae. The record is from RefSeq and is a predicted model, not a curated record.
AUGGCCGACUACUAUGGCAGUCUCGCCGAGUUCACCGAUUUUGCUGGCCGUGUAGAAGAAGUUGCACAGGAUGAAGCAUAUCGUUAUGCGCCGCCGUUACGCCCCGUUCUCAGGGAUCGGCAGAAUCCAAUAGAGGCCUAUAACGACGCGGAAUUCCUGUGCCGGUACCGCUUUUCCAAGCGAGCGGUGAUGCGGCUGUUGGAAAUGCUGCCGCUACGCCCAAAGGACCACGAACGCGGUCACCCUGUUCCGCCACUGCUCCAGCUCCUCAUCGCGCUGCGAUUCUACGGCGCCGGAACCUUUCAAGUUGUUACCGGGGACCUUGUUAAUGUGUCUCAAGCAAGCGUGUCACGCAUCAACACACGCAUAUCAAGAAUGAUAGCUGACACAUUGUUCCCGCAGCUUGUGAAAUUGCCCAACGCCACUGAAGCGGCCGUGAUAAUGGAGGAAUUUUUUGCCAUGGCGCGUUUCCCUGGUGUAAGCGGGUGUAUAGACUGUACUCAUGUGCGCAUGAAAAAUCCCGGCGGAGAAGACGCGGAGGUGUUCCGGAAUCGAAAGGGCUACUUCUCAAUCAAUGUCCAGGUUGAAGCGCGUUUCGUGCCAGCUGGCACAGCGGCGCUAGAACUUGCCGCUGCAGCGGCACUGGAACUUGCUGCAGAUGGCACCACCGCCAUUGCGUGGUUGGCUGUCUGA